AUGAGCCAUUUAAUUGUGACAGUCUACCAGACUGUUUUCAACAGGAAAGAAAUCCUGUUCCUUUCAGUUUCCAAGAAAAUACAGAAACACCUCCUCCCAGCAAAUCAGCAUCGUUACCUGCCAUCAUCCAGGAGGCCGGGAUUUCAAAACCAGGAGGAAAAACCCAAUGGCUCGAUUUCAGGUCUCCCUCCUCGCCCUCUUUUCCUCCCGUCCCCUCCCAAAACCAAAGCCGUCACCACCACUGAGCGGGUCACUAAACUUCCCCGAGCAGCGAGUUCUUCCCUCCUACAGGAACCGAGCCUCCCCACGGCCAGUGUCGUCAUCCCCCGCAAGCCCCGGCCCUACCCUUCCCAGCCAGGCGCCCGCAAGGAGAGCUUCACCUUUCCCUCUCCGCCCCCACCGCCCCACCGCCCCACCGCCGGGGAGCCGAGCCCCGCCACCCAAAGGGACCUUCACAGGGCUUGCCACCCGCCGCGCCCCGCCCCGCCGCGGCCUGACCCCGCCACGGGGCACCGGCGGCUGAACCAACCACCCCCCACCCCCGCGCCCGCCGGUGAGGCGACCCCCUCCCGCGGCAAAGGCUCCGACGGGGGGCCUAAACCCCGGCCUCCGCCUCAAGCCUCUCUCCCUGAAGCCGGGGCCCAAGACUACGGCAUCGCCCUCACCUGGAACACCGGGAAAUGCCUGUCUCCUGUGCCCGCCGGCAACGAAGGAGGGAGGGAGGAAGGGGACUAA
Messenger RNA from Phalacrocorax carbo (great cormorant), 735 nucleotides. Lineage: Eukaryota; Metazoa; Chordata; Aves; Suliformes; Phalacrocoracidae. The record is from RefSeq and is a predicted model, not a curated record.